Drosophila teissieri is the source of this 4578-nucleotide messenger RNA. It is a transcript of the gene MED23, whose product is annotated as mediator of RNA polymerase II transcription subunit 23. The transcript is spliced from 15 exons. The record is from RefSeq and is a predicted model, not a curated record. Gene Ontology annotation, biological process: positive regulation of gene expression; regulation of transcription by RNA polymerase II. NCBI's taxonomy places the organism in Eukaryota, Metazoa, Arthropoda, Insecta, Diptera, Drosophilidae. The coding region runs from base 78 to 4430 and encodes 1450 amino acids. Gene Ontology annotation, cellular component: mediator complex; transcription regulator complex.
UAUCAGCACCAUUUUGGUCACACUGCGGACAGGUAGUUUUUGUUUAUGCGGUGUCGGAAAUGCGAAAAACAAUUUAAAUGGAUAUGGAAACGCAAGUCAUAGACACCGUCAACGAGUUUUUGAAGGUGGACUCCAUUGACGAGGCGUUCGUCAGCGUCAUUGUAUUCAAGCCAAACAGCGAACAUGAAAGGGCCACCAGUUUUGCCAAUGAUUUGGUCACCGCCUUUGGGAACGUGGCGCAGGAGAACCGGGAGCAGGUGCUUCGGCUUUACCUGCUGCGUGCAGCCGGCGCCUCCGGCUAUCACAUUAAGGUGCUGAUGGCGGCACUGGUCAAGCUGGUGGAUGCACAUGUAAUUACCGCCAGGAUGCUCUGCGACAAGGUGCUGAUGUGCGAGAAACUGGACUUCGAGCACAAGACUUUCUGGAUCGAAAGCUUCCGGCUGAUCAAGCGCGUGAUCGUCCAAGUGGACUACAAGGGUGUGCGCGAGAUCAUGAAGGUGUGCCGCGACAAGGCUCAGUGGUUUCCCCUGAACGUCAACGUGACCUACAUGCCGCAGCUAUUGGCCGUCGAAGAUAUACUGCGCUUCAUCUUCGAUCGCAACAAUUGCCUGCUGCCCGCCUACUUUAUUGCCAACGAGAUUAUGCGUCCGUUUCCUUACCACUGGAAACUCAACCGACUGAUGACCGACUUUGUCGAGGAGUUUCGCACCACGGCACAAAUGGUUUCGAUCAUCGGGCAUGCCAGCAUGCUUCCCAUCGUAGAGCAUUUCGGCUACGCCGAUCAUAUGAUGAACUCCUGGCGGCUAGACCACAACACCCUGAAGUUUAACUUUAAGGGCAGCCUGCCCUACGAGCCAGAGCUACUGGAGGAGCAGAAGCCGCUACUCCGCUACGUUUUGGAGCAGCCCUACUCGAGGGAAAUGGUCUCCCAAAUGCUGAACUUGCAAAAGCAUCAGAAGCAGCGCUACAAUGCCCUCGAAGAGCAGCUGGUUAAUCUCAUAGUACAGGCCAUGGAGAUGACGGAGGCGAAUGACGCCACUGCGGGCAGUGGCUUUAACUCCUCAGAUGAGCAGAUCACGCCCUACGAGUGGGUGUGGCUGCAUCUCUCUUCACAACUGAUUUACUUUGUGCUUUUCCAAUUUGUGAGCUUUAUGCACAUAGUGUUGGCCCUGCACGAAAAGCUUUCCAAGCUGGAGCUCCGCAAGGGCCGUGAUCAACUGAUGUGGAUUCUGUUGCAGUUCAUAUCCGGAAGCAUACAGAAAAAUCCUAUCACCAACUUCCUGCCUGUGUUCAGGUUGUUUGACCUACUCUAUCCCGAGCUAGAGCCACUUAAGCUGCCCGAUAUCAACAAAUCCUCUAUGGUUCGCCAUAUGGCUCCCAUUUGCGUGUGGAUUCACCUGAUGAAAAAGGCCCGAGUGGAGAAUAUGAACAUCACAAGGCCAUUGCCCAUUGCACUGAAAAACCAUUACGACUUUCUGCAGCACCUGGUCACGGCUAACACCAUGAUGAACAUGACUUUGGGAAACGACUUCCGUAUUAUUCUCAUCUGCAAUGCAUAUUCGACAAAUCAGGAGUACUUCGGUCGUCCCAUGGGCCUGCUGCUAGAUGCACUAAAUGGCACUUCAAAAUCUCCGAACGGAGGCCAGAUACCAGCCGUAACUUUUUCUGUCACGGUUCUGGACAGCCUAACCGUGCACAGCAAAAUGUCGUUAAUUCACAGCUUCGUAACUCAGAUGCUAAAGCAGGCCCAAACCAAGGGUCAAGUUCCAGCGGCUGCACUACUGGAAACAUAUGCCAGACUUCUGGUUUAUACGGAAAUCGAGUCACUCGGUAUAAAGGGAUUCCUGAGUCAAUUGAUGCCAACAGUAUUAAGGAACCAAGCGUGGGCCAUGCUGCACACUUUGAUGGAGAUGUUUUCGUACCGACUGCACCAUGUGCCUACGCACUACCGCGUUCAAUUGCUUUCUCUUCUCCAUUCUCUUUCCUCCGUACCGCAGACAAACAAGAUGCAGCUUAAUCUGUGUUUUGAGUCCACCGCUCUUCGUCUGAUCACCAGCAUUGGAUCCGCCGAGUUUCAGCCCCAGUUUUCGCGUUACUUUAACGACAAAUCGCCCGGAGCCGUGGCGUCUAAUGAGAGCGAAGAGCUAAACAGAGUCCUUAUCCUUACGUUAGCGCGAUCCAUGCACGUACAUGGUGGUGGCGAUGAGAUGCAGGGGUGGUGCAAGGACUUCCUUUCCAACAUCAUUCAGCACACGCCACACUCGUGGCCCAUGCAUUCCCUUGCCUGCUUUCCGCCCGCCUUGAACGAGUACUUUACGCAGAACAACCAGCCUCCGGAGAACAAGCAGCAGCUGAAGAAGGCCGUGGAAGAGGAAUAUCGAACCUGGACGUCGAUGACCAACGAAAAUGAUAUAAUUGCGCACUUCCUGCGUCCAACUACAAAUCCGUUAUUCCUCUGCCUUCUGUUCAAAAUAAUUUGGGAGACGGAGAACAUAAGCCCUGUGGCUUACAAGAUCUUAGAGGGUAUUAGCGCGAGAGCCUUGUCCACUCACUUGCGCCAACUUUGUGACUAUUUGGUGGCUGAGGUGGCUAGCUCAUCGGAUGGCCGCGACUUUAUUCACAAGUGCGUCGACACGAUUAACAACAUGAUCUGGAAGUUCAAUGUUGUGACCAUCGAUAGGGUUGUGCUUUGCCUGGCUCUGCGAACGCACGAGGGUAACGAGGCUCAAGUCUGCUUUCUCAUAAUCCAGCUGCUGUUGCUAAAAGCCAGCGAGCUGAGAAAUCGUGUUCAGGAGUUCUGCAAGGACAAUAAUCCUGAUCACUGGAAGCAGAGCAACUGGCAGGACAAGCACUUGUCAUUCCAUCAAAAGUAUCCAGAGAAGUUCGCCUUGGACGAGUCAGCUUCGCAGAUUCCGCUGCCCGUGUACUUCAGCAAUGUGUGCCUGCGAUUUCUACCCGUUCUUGAUGUGGUUGUGCACAGAUUUAUCGAACUUACAAUUACAAAUGUCCACCAGAUAUUGGGCUUCAUUUUGGAUCAUCUGAGCAUUCUCUAUAAGUUUCACGAUCGCCCUAUUACCUAUCUGUACAACACUCUCCAUUAUUAUGAGCGAAUCUUACGUGAUCGCCCUGCGCUAAAGAAGAAAUUGGUGGGCGCUAUUACCAGCGCCUUUAGUGAGAUUCGUCCGCCCAAUUGGAGUGUUAGUGAGCCGUAUAAGGUGUAUUUGCAGAGCCAAGACUCGCUGUGGACCCCCGAAUUGAGCUACUAUAUGAGUUUGAUCAGGAGACUUGCAGACACGAUCAGUGGAAAGAAUGUAUUUUACUCCACCGACUGGCGUUUUAAUGAGUUUCCAAAUGCCCCAACCCAUGCGCUUUAUGUGACCUGCGUGGAACUGCUGGGUCUGCCGGUGGCACCGCCAUUGGUGGCCAGCAAUCUCAUUGAUGUUAUAGUCAGCGGAUAUGCGGUUAUUCCGCAGAAGGAUAUUCAUAGCUAUAUCAAUGCUGUGGGCAUUGUUCUGGCUGCAUUGCCAGAGGCCUACUGGAGUGGCAUAUACGAUCGCCUACAGGAUAUGCUCAACACACCUAAUAUGCUGAAUUGGACCUACAGAUUCAAUGCUUUCGAGUUGUUUAACUUUAAGACAGUGCGCGAGGCGAUGCUGGAGAAGACCUACGCCGUGGUGUUGGCAGUAGCUCAUUCAGUGUUUCAUCACAUGGGCGCCUUUAAGCUGGCGGCCAUGACCAGGUACCUCAAGGAGAAGCUGAAGCCGUGCGUGCGAACCGAGCAGCAAUUGCUCUAUCUGUGUCAUGUCUUUGGACCCUUCCUGCAGCGCAUAGAGUUGGAGAAACCGAACGCUGUGGCUGGCAUUGCCGUGUUGCUAUACGAAAUUCUCGAGAUCGUGGACAAGCAACAUGGUCCAAAGCCCUUGCAGUACAUGGACCAGAUUUGCGAUUUCCUCUACCACAUUAAAUAUAUACAUGUGGGUAAUAUCAUUAAGAACGAAUCGGAAGCCAUCAUUAAGCGACUACGACCCCUGCUACAAAUGCGUCUUAGGUUCAUCACCCACCUUAACUUGGAGGAUAUUCACUCCGAAAAGAUCAACGACAAUGCCAGCAGUAAUGCUGUAACAAGUCAAACGCAGUCCCCACUGCAAACCCAGCAUCAACAGCCGCAGCAGCAACCGCAUCAGCCGCAGCAACCGCAACCGCAUCAGCAACAACAGCAGCAGCAACAACAGCAACAACAGCAGCAACAGCAGCAGCAGCAACAACAAAUGCAGCAGCAACAAAUCAACGCAGUGCAAACAACCAGCGUUCCCCUGGGCAGCGGUGGCAGCCUACAGCAGCAGCAGCAAAUCAACCAGCAGCAACAGAUGUACAUGCAGCACAUGCAGCAGCAGCAGCAUCAGCACAUGCAAAACAUGCGACACAACUAGACUUUGUGAGACUAUCAAUUAAGUUCGAGCGGACGUAACGACAUAAGCCUAAGUUAAAAGUAGUAUUAUCUUAAAUUGUACCGCUUACUGCAUUAUUCAUUUUCCAUAUAAUGUGCAAACAGUUCUCAGAUAUGUUAAGCAAGAGACU